AUGUUCCUCUACUUCUCUUUCUGCGGCCUCUUCUGCACCCCCCUCGGCACCGGCGUCGGCGCCAAGUACCAGCAGUCCUGGGAGUACUGCGUCUACUUCUGCCUCUUCGCCACCGCCUUCCACCUUGCCAUCGUCAGGCACCAGCUCCACUCCAGCCUCAUGGUCUACUGGGGGUACAGUAGGCUUUCGAGGAAAAUGGAUGUAAUCUGUGUACAGGAGACUCACGGUCAGGUGGGGGACCUCAGUGCUCUGGAGAAAGACUAUCAGGACUUCCAGGUCUUCGGGUCUUUUGUCGAGGAUGCUCAUGCUGGGGGUAUUGUGUUCCUUGUCAGGAAAACUCUGAUAUCGCUGUUCGAUUCUGUCUCUGAGUAUCAGUGCAUCCACGGUCGCAUCCUCUCUCUCACGCUUGUCGGGAGCAAAGGCAUCCUGCAGUUGUCGGGGCUUCACUUGGAUCCAGACUGGUUCUGCGAGAUAUGCCCGAAGGUUCCGUUGCUGCAGAGCAGGCUAUCCGUAGAGUUCGCCGCCUGUCUUCUGCAUGGGCUGCGGCACGGCCGCGCAUCAGGCUCUCCGCUGUUCGUGGCCCUGAUGGUGAGGUGCAUUCUGAUCCUAACGAGGCUGCACAUCUUCUGGCCCGCCAUUGGGGACAAGUUUUUGAUAAUCGACAUGAACCUGAAAAUCUUGCCGAUAACGAUGCUCCAGGGGACGCUCAUCCGCUGGGGAUUCGUGAAGGGGAGGAUGAUGAAUGACAACAUUAUUUCGAUCGAGGGGAUGAUGACGGUCUGGGGCGUGGUCUUUCGCGAGUUGAAGAGUGGUGUCGCCCUCUUCGACUUUAAGAACGCCUUCCCGAGCGUCUGGCACAGCUGGAUCUUUUUUGUUCUGCACCGAAUGGGGCUUCCCUUUCGGCUGACGGGUGCUAUAGCUGCGUUGUACGAAGAUGUUUGGACGCGCAUUACCCUGGGAGAUUUUGGAAGAUUUGGCUACGAAGCCCUUCGGGGAAUGAAACAAGGCUGUCCUUUGAGCGGAGUUUUGUUCGCCCUGGUCCUGGACCCCGUUGUUCGAUAUAUCCUGCAGCUACGGCCUCGUCUGGAGUUCGAGCUCAGUGCCUUUGCGGACGACCUGUCGGUUGUCGCCAGGGACCUGUUUAAGUCUUUGCCCUACAUCACCAAGCGGCUGCUGGUGGCAGGUGCUGUUACAGGAUUGCACCUCAACCUCCAGAAGUGUGUGAUAGUGAUGCUCAACAUCGCUGAGGCAAAUGAGGUCGUGCAAGGGUUUCAAACUCGUGGGCUUAACGUCUCUAAGUUCCUCAUUCAACGGUCUGGGAAACUCCUUGGGGUCACUAUCGGUUGGGAUGGCUUCCGCUCCUCUUGGGACCCUGUGGCCAAAAAGCUGCGCUCCCGCACCGGUGACGUGCUCAACCUGGGCCUCAGUUUUGUGAAUAGCAUCCAAGCGUUCAACACUUAUGCUGUACCUGUCUGCUCGCAUGUGGGGCAAUUUUACCCGCCCAGCAAAGCCUUGAUCAGGGCGCCGCCGCCCGUCCGGCGCGUGGCCGAGUUCCGGCCGAACUCGGCCACGCGGGGCGCGGACGUUAGCGCCCCGACGGUGCCGCAGAGGGGAGCCGGGGUGGUUCUAGAUGCGAUCAUGGACCGCCCGCCGCCGCUGGCAGGAUCGGCGGCCCUGCCCGAGGCCCCGAGCGAGGGCGAGGUGGACGACGCGGGCGAGAAGGCGCCGCCAGUGGCGUUGGCGAGGCUGGCGGUGGUGGGGGCCCGCCAGAUCGCGGCGCUGAGAGCCGCAGGUGGCUGUGCAGUGCCAGCGGUCGGGGCGCCCACGGCCGCCCGCCCGAGCGAAGGCUGCCCACGCCCGGCCGGCGCGCGGGGCGCCCACGAGGUCCAGGGCAACCGGGUCCACCUGACCACCUCGGCGCCAGAGGGGCCCCGGAAGGGCGGCGGCGGCGGCCUCGCGCCAGAGCGGCGGGCGCGCGCGGUGGAGUGCGCGUACGACCGUGCGUUGGACAUGUCCGCGUCGCAGGAGGACGUCUGGAAUGCCGUGCGCCCGAUGGUCGAGAGGGCCCUGGAGGGCUAUCGGGCUGCGCUGCCGUGCUGGGCCGCCAACGGCGUCUCCGACGGCCCGCCCGCGAUGGAGCCGGGCGCCGCCCCGCCGACGAAAGCGGCCGGCGCUGGCCCGCCGGCGGCGGCGCCUGGCGUGGCCAGGCCUCCCGCGCCCCGCGCCGCGCGCGAGGCGCGCCAGUCUCAGUUGACGAGGUCGCCUUCGAAAGCGGACUCGCGCUCGGUCUGCGGAUUCCGGCCGCGUGCCGCGGGUGGCGCGGGGCUUGCCGGCGCAAAGCGCCCUGGCGAGGGGGCCGCGGUGCCGGGCGCGGACGAGCUCCAGCAGUGCGACCAGCGGGGCCUGGUGCCGAGGGUGCUCCAUCACGUCUUCCAGCAGCUUCGGUGCGACCGCUGGCGCGGCGCCUGCCCGACCGUCACCCUGAGCUACAUGCAGAUCUACCAGGAGCAGUGCUACGACCUGCUGCGGCCCGCCGCCCGCGCCCGGCCGCUGCGCGUGCGGGAGGCGGGCGGGGCGCCGGCGGCCAGCGGCGUGCUCGUCGAGGGGCUGCGGGAGGAGGCCGUGGACACCGCGGAGGCGUGCCUCGAGAGGCUGGCGUACGGCUUCUGCAACAUCGCCUUCCGGGCGACGAACUACAACGAGCAGUCGUCGAGGUCGCACUCCGUGCUCACGCUGACGAUCCGCCAAGCCGGGGAGGCGGCGGGCACCUCGGUGCAGUCCAAGAUCCGGCUCGUCGACCUGGCCGGCAACGAGAGCGAGCGACGCCCAACCUUCGGCUCCGACAUCACCAAGCUGCACUCCCGCGAGCUCGCCUCCAUCAACAAGUCGCUCCACGUGCUCGGUCUCUGCGUGCAGGCGCUGUCGCAGGCUCCCGCCGUGUCAAAGCGCGACGGCCACGUCGUGGCGCCUCAUGUGCCCUACAGGGACUCAGCGCUCACCAUGGUGCUCCGUGAUAGCCUGUCCGGCAACAGCUUCACCACCUUGCUGUGCACCCUCUGCGGCAGCGCUCUGUACCAGGUGCAGUCGCUCUGCACACUGCGGUUCGCUGACAGGGCGAAGCGGAUCAAGAUGCACGCAAAGAUUGCAGAGGAGGCCGAUUGCCAGGGGCAGCGCGAGUCGGAGCUGGCUUACCUCCGGUCACUAGUGGCGAGCAAGUCCAUGCAGGGCGCCACUGUGGAGCAGCAGAAGCAAUUGGAGCAACAGCUCAGCGAGCUCGAACAGGCGAAUGAUGCGCUGAUGGGUGAGAAUAGGACCUCCUGAAUCCGCGGCCGCCGUCGCUUCGGGAAAUUCUUUCUCGGUUGUGAUUGUUCAUACCUUUGUCUCUUUCUUUCUUUCUUUCUUUCUUUCCCUCUCUCUCUCUUUCUCUCUGAGGUGACAGAAAUAUGGCGCACGGUGUUGCAGCAUCUCGCCUGCAUCACCACGGAAAAUUCAGGCGUGGUUGGGCGACCCGGUCUCCGUGGCUGACGCUCAGAGGUCCGGAGCCAUCUCGCCCGACAUGCAAAGUCCCCUAGCAAGCCAGCUUGCCGGUGGCUUUGCAGUUGUACCCAUUUCUUCGUGGCCA
Molecule: messenger RNA, 3622 nt
Organism: Prorocentrum cordatum
Lineage: Eukaryota; Dinophyceae; Prorocentrales; Prorocentraceae
Source: the annotation of a GenBank genome assembly